GGGAUGCUAACUGGCAACCAGCCAUGUAAAUAGUGAGCAGAGGAUGCUAGGUGUUAAAAGCUCCAGGCGGACAGCUGCUCCUGGCUAACUGAUGCCAGGAUGAAACCUCUAACUGUAGCUGGAGCAUUAAGUUCUCUGUGCUUACCUGAGCACCUGUAGCCAUGGAUGGUUCUAAAAACGCCUCCUUCCCCACCAUCGGGGAGCUGGAUGAUUAUCUUAAUGAGCAUGAUUCGAACUUCAUCUGGCUACUUGUUGCCACCAUUCUGUCCUGUGGAUGGAUCAUCUAUUUAACUUAUUACAACUCUCGCAACAUCGGCCUCUUCCUCACCCUUAUCAUCAACAGACUUUACAAGGAUGGCUACAUUCACAUUGGUUCCUUCUCCUUCUCAGUUCUGUCAGGAAAAGUCAUGUUCAGAGAGGUCUACUACAUCAACCAGGACAUGUCCAUCAGGAUUCAGGACGGCUUUCUCAUAUUUCGCUGGUGGAAAAUGUACAACCCAAAACAGAAGCAGCACGAUCCAAAAGCAGAGACCAGGCUUUAUGUGACGGUCAACGGCUUCGAGUUUCACGUCUACAACCGGACCGACCUCUACGCGCGGCUGCAGGAGACGUUUGGACUGGAGCCCACGCUUCUCACCACCAAGAAGGAGGAGGAGCGGGGACAGGAGGAGCGGGCCGAACCCCUGGAGAGUGUGAACAUCAGUGCGGAGAGUCCAGAACCCACGUCGUCAUGGCGAUCCCUCAUCCCUGUGAUUAAACUCAACAUCAGUACGGGCCGUGUGGCGUUCGGGAACCACCACCUCCCUCAGACGCUGUGUGUGAACUUUGAAGACGCCUUCCUUACGUACGCCACCAAGCCGCCGUCCAGCCACCUAGACCAGUACAUGCACAUCGUGAAAGGAUCGUUGGAGAACGUGCGCGUCAUGCUGGUUCCCAGUCCGCGCUACCUAGGAAUGCAGAACGACGAACCCCCCCGACUGAUGGGCGAAGGCUUCGUGGUGAUGCAGUCCAAUGACGUUGACAUCUACUACUACCAGGACGAACCAGGUCUGGUCCCGUUGGAGCAGGAGGGAGUGGGGGAGGCAGAGACGAGCAGCGAGGAUGAUAAGCUGCAGGACCUUCCUCCAUGCUGGGGGCUCGACAUUGUUUGUGGUAAAGGAACCGACUUUAACUACGGACCGUGGGCCGACCGGCAGAGGGAUUCCCUUUGGAAGUUCUUCCUCCCGGCCGACUACCAGGUCAUGGAUGUGAGCGAGGUCCCACAGCCGGGAAAACCCCGCCAGAUCCAAGCCUUCGAGCUCCGCAUGAACAUCAUCGCCGACGCCACUAUUGACCUGCUGUUCACCAAAAACAGGGAAACCAAUGCCAUCCAUGUGAAUGUAGGCGCAGGCUCGUACCUGGAAGUCAACAUCCCCAUGACCGUGGGAGAGAAUGGCUACUCUCCCACCAUCAAAGGUCAGCUGCUCCAUGUGGACACCACCAGCAGCAUGCAGUACAGGACCCUCCUGGAGGCAGAGAUGUUGGCUUUCCAUGUGAUCGCCAGCUACCCCCGCGUGUGGAACAUGCCCCAGUCCUGGCAGUGCGAGAUCGAGGUCUACAAAGCCACCUACCACUUCAUCUAUGCUCAGAAGAACUUCUUCACAGAUUUAAUCAAGGACUGGGCGAGCGACAGCGCCCCAGACAUCUACUCUUUUGUUCCCUAUUCCUGGAAGUUCAAGAUUCUCUUCCACCAGUUUGAGAUGAUCUGGGCAGCAAACCAGCACAACUGGAUCGAUUGUUCCACCAAGCAGCAGGAGAACGUGUACCUGGCAGCCUGUGGCGAGACGCUCAAUAUAGACUUCACUCUGCCUUUCAACGAGUUCGUUCCGACCACCUGCCACACCCGCUUCAGCCUCAGGGCCGAGGAUACAGACAUGCGACUGUCGCUUCCGGAGUGCCACCCGAGCCGCUACCCCCUCCUCACUUUGGCCAAAGAUUACCAGAACAUCAAGCUGCCGCCUGACAUGUUUGUGUCCGGGGAGAACCAGGGAGGGCCCCCUCCGAAGCCUGGGAAGCCGCGCUGGAGGCACAUCACCAAUGCAGAAGCUGGCUGGGUGGACUGCUGGAGCGUGCCAAACUUCCUGCUCAUCAUCGACUACACCUGGCACCCGAUUUAUCCCCAGAAGGCAGACGAACAGCUCAAACAGUCAUUCUCUGAGAUGGAGGAGUCCAUGCUGUCGGCCCUGCGGCCCCCGGAGCAGAGCUCGGCUCCGCGCUACACCUCCAGCUCCGCUUCGGCCGCUCACAGCCGGGCCCCCGCCGACCCAUCGGAGCUGCCCCCCGACAGACUUCACGUGGAGAUGGAGAUUUCCCCGGAUUCUCAAGUUCUUCUCUACGGGCCGAUGCUGCGAGCCCUGCUGGCCAUCAAGGAAAACUACUUUGGGGAAGACGACAUGUACACGGACUUCGAGGAGGCAGUCUCCAGCCCGGUUCUGUCCACGGCGACGUCCUCGGGCCUCGGCUGGAUGGAUGACGGCGAGCAGAAGGACGGCUCAGACGCCCACCCUCUGGACCUGCGUCCCUGGGACAUCACGGUGCUCAUCAACCUCUACAAAGUCCACGGCCGGCUGCCGGUGCACUGCAGCAGCGAAGGUCCUGAAGGCCCGUCUGGCUUCCUGGAGCGGCUCUGCUUUGAAAUGAAGAAGGGUUACAAGGAAACGAUGCUGCAGAUGAUCCUGUCGUCAGUGACAACUACCAGGUACCCGAUCGGGCAGAGACGGCCCACGGCGGACGGAGUGCUGAGAGACGGCCACCUGAGUCUCUCCGGGCUGCAGAUGAGGGCCCACGCCAUGUUCUCCGCACAGGGCCUCCCGGUGGCCAGCGACACCUUGGAGUACGCGUGGCUCAUCGACGUGCAGGCCGGGGCGCUCAGCGGCAGGGUCACGGUUCCUCAGCUGGCCAGCAUGGUGGAGUGGGCAGAGACCUUUGUUUUCCACGUGGUUUCUCAAGAGUUCCAGCUGGAGCAGCCAAAGCCCUCCAUCGUCUGCCAGCACGGCGUUGAUCGCCGCAUCUGUGACGCCAAGCUGAGCUGCCUGCCUGGUCACUGCCGCACAUCUGAGGAGCUGAAGUACACCAUGACCCGGCUGGCCGUGGAUGGAGCCGACCUCUUCAUCGUGGAGCAUGGUUGUGCUGCCAACGUCAGGACGGGCAUCAUCCGAGUCGCCAACUGCAACCUGCACAACCAGGCGGUGGGGGAGGGGAUCAGCGCCGUGGUGCAGGACGUGAACAUCCGGCAGUACAUCGAGCAGCUGGCCGGUCAGGGUCAGGGUCCGGGUCAGCCCCCGCUGCUCCGCCGCUCCGUCUGGCUGGAGGCGGGUUCGGUCAACCUGAACCUCGUCACGGCGGAUAUCGCCCUGGCCGCCGACCACCCGGCCAAAUGUGAAGUCCAGAGACAGUUUCUGGAGCUGCAUGACGCCCAAACCAAGAGGCUCUGGUUCCUGUGGCCCGAAGACGCCAACAUUCGCACCAAACGAAGCCGGAACCGCUGCGGCUGCCUGGGAGGCUGCAGGUUCUUUGGAGGAACCAACAUGGGUCUGGACUUCUUCAGGCUGGAGGAGCUGACUCCCUCCUCCUCGACGGCCUUCGCCUCCUCCAGCGCCGAGUCGGACAUGAGCUACGGCCAGUCGCUGCUGCAGCCUGGGGAGUGGAUCAUCACCAAGGAAACGCCUAAAGUGGACGGUAAGGUUGUUGGGAUUAAAAGAGACACACACUCCCCCAACCUGCCCCCCGAGCUUCCAGAGAGGCGUGGUCAGCAACACCUCAGCCUUCAGGUUCCUCAGCGCUCCCACAGCUCCGCCUCUUCCUCAGAGGAAAACAGCUCGUCCAGCGCCGCCCUGCCUCUGCUGGCUGCAGGGAGAGACUCCCCCUCACCGAGCACCGAGGAGCGCGCCCUCCCCGUCUGCAGCAGGAACCACACAGACGCUUUGGGGGACGUCCCGGAGAUCUCCCCCGUCUCCCCCAACAGCUCCCAGGAUCGUGUCUCUGUACGAUCGCCUCUCUGCUCUCCCCUCAAGCGGCAGUCGUCCGUCCACUCCGGCCGGCUGGGCAGCACUAAGAGCCUCUCUGCUGCCGUCUUCGCUGACAAGCCGCCCCCAGUGCUCUCCGGUGGCGUCGGCGGCGUCCAGUUCAGCAGCGAGGUUUCCCGCAGCGACGAGAACGUCCUGGACUCCCCUCGCCAGCGCCGAAGCUACGGCUCCUUUCCCUUCACGCCGUCUGCAGACUCCAACUCCUUCCAUCAGUACCGCUCCGCCGACUCCAGCAUGUCUGUGGCCGAGAGCGAGGCAUACUACUCGGCCACAGAAGACUUUGAGCCAAUCAGCAGCGCCGACGAGGGUCCAGGGACGUACCCAGGCCGUAAGAAGAAGAGGAGGCAGCCGCCGCAGCAGCCUCCGUAUCACAUGGAGAACUACAGCCGGAGCUCCAUCUACCACAGCGUUGAAGGUCCCCUCACCUAUGUCCUCAACGGGGAGCUGAUCACCGAGCCGCGCCCUCUACCUCCGCCCCCCAUCCUGCCCCCGCUGCCUCCACAGCCCCUGGCCACCCACACCUCCCAGGCCUCCUUCGUCUCGGCCCUGGCUAUGGAGGAGGAAAGCUCUGUGGAGACGGAGAAGACGGCUGAGCCCGGCCCGGUCACCUGCCAGCCCCACGUUAUGGCGUGCUACCAGAACUACCUGGGCCAUUAUCAGGUUUCAAACUGGUCCGUCAAGCAGCCGACCAAUAAGAGGACUUCUAAAUCCUCCCUGCAUCGACCUCUGGAUCUGGACACGCCCACAAGUGAAGAGAGCUCCGCCUCCUUUGACCAGCUGUCGGUUCCCACCUUUAAGGUGAUAAAGCCGGGCCUCUCAGCCAGCUCCCUGCUCGACCGAGGACUUCAGCUGAUGGGUGAAAACAGCAGCACUCCAUACACCCCCCUGGAUAAGAGGGCCAUGGAGAACACUGACGAGGACACCGCCACAGACGACUGGUCUCUGGAGCAGCCGCUGGCCCAGACCAGAACCACGGCCAUCGUGGAGGUGAAGGGGGCCGUCAAUGUGGUUCUGACCCCCCUGGUGGCCGAGUCCCUGGACAGAUACAUCGAGUCCAUGGUCCACUUCGCCAGCAUCCGGCAUCCGGCAGCGAUUCUGGACGACCUCCAUGAGAAGGUUCUGAACGAGGCCUAUCAGAUCAGCAAGUCCACGGUCACCGAGUCGAGCCAGCAGGCGCUCAAGCAGGAGCAGAAGCUCUCCAAGACCGAGGCAGCCAAUGGGCAGACUGAGCUGUCCAUCAAACCCGACAACGUGAAAAUAAAGGGCCUCCAAGCCAACGUCUCCAUCCCUAAGGUGAACCUGUGCCUCCUGCAGGCGUCUGUGGAGGAAGUCUCGCCUUCCUGCUCCUCUAAAUGCAUCCCUCAUGUGUCUCUGGUGGCGCUGUGCUUUGACCGGAUCGCCACCCAGUUCAGGAUGAACAGGGGGAUCGUAGAGGAGACGCCGAACACCACCGAACACGGCCGACCCUCCGUCAUGCUGGAGAAGUACGCCUCGGCCACCAAAAUGCAGCCGCAGUCGUCCGGGUCGCUGCGUUCCAACGCCGGCAUCGAGAAGGGCAAAGAGAUCGCAGCCAGACUCAACAUCCACAGGAUCCACAGCCAGCUGCGAGGCCUCGACUCCACAGAUAUCGGGACGUUCGCCAUCACAGCCAUCCCCUUUGAGAAGUCAAAGGUUCUUUUUGGUCUGGAGGACAUGGAGGAGUUCUCCUUGGUGGACGAAACCGACACUCAGGCGGCUCAGGGUGACCCGGCCCGAUCCGCUGCGUCCCUGGAGAAAUGGGGCUGGAUCAUGUUUGAGUGCGGCAUUGAGAACCUCACCGUCAAAGGGGGCCGCCAGUCCGGAGCCGUCCUCUAUAACGCCUUCGGAGUGAUGGGCCACUCGGAUCCCACCGGGAAGAACGGGACCACCAAGUCCAACGGCUCCACCGGCUCUCAGACGGGAAGCGGAUACAGCACCGACGUCUCCGAUGACAACCUGCCGCACGACGUGCUCGGCCCCAACUCAGACGCCAACGAGCACUCGGACUCAGAUGAGCAGGAUGAAGGAGUGGAGUCAGACGACCUGAAGAAAGACCUUCCCCUCAUGCCUCCGCCGCCAGACUCCAGCAGCAUGAAGCUGACCAUCAGGGAGAUCUGGUUCAGCUUUGCUGCUCCCACCAACGUGCGCUCAGCAUCUCAGACCAUCUCCAGACAGUUGAACCUGCUCAGCACGGCGACGCCAGCCAUCGGAGCCUGGCUGGUUCCCAUCGACCAGCUGAAAUCCUCCCUGCGUAAGCUGGACAUGGAGGCCACGCUGCGAGUCUGCGCCGUCAUGGGCUGCAUCAUGACCGAGGCUCUGGAGAAAAAGAGCAUCCACAUCCCGAUCCGCAGCAAGUAUAACCGAGUCACGAAGCGGGCUCGCUACCUGCACGAGAACCCCUCCUGCAUGCUGUGCAACAUCCUGCACCGCUAUCUGCAGCAGGCGGACUACUCCGUUAUCGAGGAGGCCACCAUGAACGACGGAGUUCCUGCCCUGGUCACCCUGAAGAAGGGUCUGGUUGCUUUGGCCAGACAGUGGAUGAAAUUCAUCGUUGUAACUCAGGGCUUUAAGGCCAUUGGUCUGAUGGGUCCCAACCAGCUGAUCAAAGCCAAAGAGGCCCAGCAGAACCGGGCCGAUGCAGUUCUGGGUCUGGAUAAUGGAGCCGCGCUGCAGAGCGACACCAGCGCUGACGGAGCGGAGUUUGAAUUUGACGCAGUAAGUGGUGCUCUUCUGCUCAUCUGCUCUCGUUCUGGCUCCCAUCCCUACCAGUCACUGAGCUACACCAGCGGCGACACGGCGGCCGACUCGCCGGCCCACGUGAGCCGCGCCGGCCUGCCGGCCAAGGACAGCCCACGUAAAGAGAGCCUCCUCAGCAACCUGACCGGCAGCUUCCGGAGUCUGCACAACCUGCUGGAGGGCACGCCUCAGAGGAACGACGCGUCUGCGGCCGCGGCGGCCAAGAGCAGCUCCCUCACCCGCACAGCUGGGAUGUGCAACCUGCCCACCAUCCCCUCCGCCUCAGACUUCAACACGGUGCUGUCCAGCGACCAGAACACGCUGGACGGCACCCAUUCCCAGCACUCCCAGCACAGCACCAGCCAGGAGGACAUCAUGGACAUCGAGGAGGGGAACCAGUGCCCUGCUGCCGUCCAGCUGGCUGACGCUCAGGUUGUUUUCAAACCCCUGCUGAGCUACACGGGUAUCCAGGCCCAGGACGCCACCCCACUCAGCUACAAGAUGUAUUUCGGAGAACAUCUGUCCUUUUCUGGGAACCUGGACUGUCUGAGAGCCGACAUUGUGGACUCAGAUACGUCCAAAGAGCGGAAAAACAAGCGAUCCAGGAGACAGGGCACGGUCAACCUCCCCCCCCUGGAGUUCAAGCCCGCUCUGUUGAUCGAGACCUUCAGUGUGAACGCCGUGGUGAUGGAGAAGUCCACAAGCUGCCCUCAGGGCCCCACGGCGGCUCCACUCUCCUUCCACGACCUCAACCGCCGCCACUAUAACACCUUCCACUGCGACUUCACCACCGCCUGCCAGGCCAUCAGCCAGCGCGUGGACAUGGCGCUGGUCCGCCUCAUCCACCAGUUCAGCACCAUGAUCGACGACAUCAAAGCCACGCAGACCGACAUCAAGCUGAGCCGCUACACCGCCGGCUCCACCUCCCCGACGCCGACCUUUAAGGCCCGGCCGUACCGACACAUCCUGUCCUCGGACUUCAGCCGGAGCUCCCGGGGCAGCCUGAACGGAGCGGGCCGCGGCGGGACCCAAACGCUGAAAGGAAGGAGAGCGGGCGGAGGAAGUGGGGCGCCGCCUAACGGACCUCCGUCAGGCAUGGACACGCUGGGGAGGCGGGAGCCAAGGGGGCGGAGCUCCCUCGGUCGCUCAGAGCGCCGCACCUCUAAGGUGUCCAGGAAGGGCUCUCGAGACGUGGCCGACCACAUGCCCAUCCAGAUGGACGACUCGGACUCCAUCACAGUGUCGGAGCAGAGCGAGCCGUCGGCAGAGUGCUGGCAGAACAUGUACAAGCUGCUCAACUUCUACUCCCUCAUCUCUGAUCCCACCGGCAUUCUGGAGAAGAGCUCCCCAGAGAACUGCCAAUCAGAAGGUGGCCGGCGUCCCUCCGAGCCGCUGUGUAAAGUUAUCUAUGAAAACGAGCAGCAGGAGCCCGCCACGCCCAACAAGCCGGCCGGCGGGCGGCGGCGCAGCCUAGUGAGCACCGAGCCUCAGCACGUCACGCUGAUUGUGUUCGGCAUCGGCAUGGUGAACCGCACGCAUCUGGAGGCCGACAUCGGCGGGCUGACCAUGGAGGCGGAGCUGAAGAAGAUCCACGGCUCCUUCACCCUGAAGGAGAAGAUGAAGGACAUCCUUCACCAGAAGAUGACAGAGACGUGUGCUUCGGCUCACAUCGGAGGAGUAAACAUCGUCCUGCUGGAGGGGAUAACGCCCGACAUCCAACUGGAGGACUUUCCAACGUCUCCCACCAGCACGGCUAAGCAGGAGUUUCUAACCGUUGUCAAAUGCACCAUCGCCAAAUCUCAGGCGCUGUACAGCGCCCAGCGUGGCCUGAAGACCAACAACGCAGCAGUCUUCAAGGUGGGCUCCAUAAUGAUCAACAUCCCCCAGCACCCGGCCACCCUGCACAGCAUGAUGGUGCGCAGCUCCCACCAGCUCUCCAAGCAGAUCUCCGACCUCAUCCGCCAGCCCUCCAACACCCAACCUCACCGAGAGGACACACCCACUCCCCAACCUUCAGACAAAGCCUCCAGCAUCAACCAGACCCCCGUAGAGGCCAACGAGUUCCCGCAGCUUCCUGAGGGACUGGAGAAGAAGCCCAUCGUGCUCAAAUUCAGCGCCAUCAUGGACGGCAUCACCAUCGGUGCGGCGCUGUUGCCUUCGCUGAAGGCCGAGUACAAAAUGGGUCCAGUGAAAAGCCACGGGAUGACAGGAGCCCAAACCAGUUUCACCUUCGAGCUGCCAAACCACAAGCUGUGCUUCCAGUCCAAAGUGUCCCCAGUGGACAUGUCCACCAUGUCUCCCUCGGCCAGCCUCACUUUGCCUCCCAUCACCAUGUCAGGGGAGUACAUCAUGGAGGACCACGAGAGCCACUCGGACCAGAGCUGGGCUCCGGACGACUUCCCCACCAAGCAGGGGAACUACCUGCAGGGAAACUACCUGCGAUGCGUCGCCGAGAUUGGCUCCUUCGAACACAACCUGACGACAGACCUGCUCAACCACCUGGUGUUUCUGCAGAAGGUCUUCAUGAAGGAAGUGAAUGAAGUCAUCCAGAAGGUUUCAGGAGGCGAGCAGCCGAUCCCGCUGUGGAACGAACACGACACCUCAACGGACGCCGACAAGCCCAAGAUUCUGCUUUACUCACUCAGCCUCAUGUUCAAGGGAAUCCAGAUGACGGCCACUACGCCGUCGAUGCGGGCAGUGCGCUUCGAGACGGGCCUGAUCGAGCUGGAGCUGUCCAACAGGAUCCAGUGCAAGACACAGCCAGGGGGCAGCAGAAGUUACCUCAAGCUCUUCGGCAAAUGCCAGGUGGACCUGAACCUGGCCCUGGGACAGAUCGUCAAGCAUCAGGUGUACGAAGAAGCCGGGUCAGACUUCCACCAGGUGGCGUACUUCAGGACCCGGAUCGGUCUGCGAAACGCCCUGCAGGAGGAAAUAAGCUGCUCGUCGGACAAGGAGGCUGUGCUGAUAACGCUCAACAGGCCCAUCGUUUUCGCGCAGCCGGUGGCGUUCGACCGAGCUGUGCUCUUCUGGCUGAACUACAAGGCGGCAUACGACAACUGGAAGGAGCAGAGCCUGGCCCUCAACAAGGACAUCCACAUGGCCACCAGGGAGGUGGUGGACAAGCUGCCCGGCAUUCAGCAGACGUCAGCCCAGGCCUUCAGCACCCUCUUCCUGCAGCUCACCGUCAACGACCUGGGAAUCUGCCUGCCCAUCACCAACGCAUCGCAGGCCAACCACAGCAUUGACUUCGACACUGGCUCAGCUCUGGUCCUGACCAUCGAGAGCACGCUGAUCACCGCCUGCUCCUCGGAGUCUCUGGUGAGUAAAGGACACUUCAAGAACUUCUGCAUCCGCUUCGCAGAGGGCUUCGAGACGUCCUGGGACGACUGGAAGCCUGAGGUCCGGGGAGACUUGGUCAUUAACGCAUGCGUGGUCCCUGAUGGAACCUACGAGGUCUGCUCCAGGACGACGGGGCAGCCGUCUGCAGAGAGCAGCAGCGCCGGUACCUGGACUCUGAACGUGCUCUGGAAAAUGUGCGGCAUCGACGUUCACAUGGACCCGAACAUCGGCAAGCGCCUCAACGCCUUGGGAAACACGCUGACGUCGCUGACGGGCGAGGAGGACCCCGACGACAUCACUGACCUGAACUCAGUGAACAUGGGGGACCUGUCGGACGAGGACGAGACCGACACCAUGUCGCCCACCAUCCACAUGGAGAACCUGGACCCCCGCAGGCCGAUGAUGGGGAACCAGGUGAUCGACGCUCGGGGCAGGAAGGUCACCAAGAGGGUGGUGGACAUCCGGGAGCUGAACGAACAGGCCAAGGUUAUCGACGACCUCAAGAAACUGGGAGCCAGCGAGGGAACCAUCAACCAGGAGAUCCAGCGGUACCAGCAGCUGGAAUCGGUGGCUGUCCAGGACAUCAGGAGAGACGUCAGGAAGAAGCUGCGUCGUUCAAGCAUGAGGGCCGCCUCUCUGAAGGAUAAGUGGGGCCUCGGCUACAAACCCAGCUACAACCGCUCCAAAAGCAUCUCUGCAGCCGCAGGGCGGCCUCCUCUGAAGCGGGUCGACAAACAAAGCUCCAAGAUGGGGGAUGUGGAUGAUUUCCCAGAAGUCCGUGUGGAUGCUUCCUCCCCUGGACCCCGGGUCACCUUCAGCAUCCAGGAUCCGUUCCCAGAGGAGUCCGAGUGCGACCUGUUGUCCGUCACCAUCGACGGCCCAUCCCAUCCUCAUCCUCACCUCCAUCCUCCAUCCUGUGUCGAGGGCCAGCAGUCAGUUUUCAGUGCCCCCGCCACUCCUGCCGUCUUCUCACCCAGCAUUCCCUUCCAGCACUACGACAACCGGCGGGACGACCUGUCCUCUUCGUCCUCCGAGGACUCGGAGAAGGAGGAGUUUGAACGGGAGAGAGUGACCAGCUACCGCAGGCCUAUACGACCAUCAACUGGAACAGAAAGACAAAGUGAAUGUUUUGAUCUGUGGCGCCUUUUCAGGAGCUGCGACCGCAGCAUCCGCAGUCUGGACCAGGAUUCCCCCCCAAAGAAGAAGAAGCUCCAGCCGGCGUACACCUCCACCACUCACCUGCUGGCCGGGAAGAAAGCCCCCGCCACGCUGCAGACCAAAUCCAACGAGCUGGAGACCACCGUCUUCUACAUUCCAGGAGUGGACGUGAAGCUGCACUACAACUCCAAGACCCUGAAAACGGAGUCUCCCAACGCCUCGCGGGGAUCCUCUCUGCCCCGCACGCUCUCCAAAGAGUCCAAGCUGUAUGGUAUGAAAGAUAGCGGCUCUAUCAACCCUCCCCAAAGCAAGACUAACUCGCUCCUACCUCCCCCGCCCCCACCUAUUGCUACAGCCAAAGCUAAGACUGUUGGGGGGGUGAAGACGGCCAAGCUGUACGCGUGGGUGGCCCUUCAGACUCUGCCAGAGGAAAUGGUCAUCAGCCCUGCUCUGCUGGAUUUCCUGGAGAAAGCCUUGGAGACCAUUCCCAUCACUCCUGUGGACAGAAGCUACACAGCGGCGACCCAGGAGGAGGACAUGGGCCAGUUUGAGCCGGUGGAACCUCUGGAGGAAUCCACAACCUCCUUGGUUUCCUCCUCCACUUCCGCCUACUCUUCGUUCCCUGUAGACGUGGUCGUCUAUGUCAGAGUUCAGCCCUCUCAGAUCCGCUUCAGCUGCCUGCCCAUGUCCAGGGUGGAGUGCAUGCUCAAGCUGCCCUCUCUAGACCUGGUGUUCUCCUCUAACCGCGGAGAACUGGAGACCCCAACUGCAGCCAACCCCAUGGAGGGAUCCCACCCCCCUACGUCCACUCCGCCUGGGCAGCACGUCCCCAAGGUCCCCCCCAGUAAAGCGUCUCCGCUCCUGGGGAGCCCUUUGGGCCGGAGCCGCCACAGCAGCAGCCAGUCGGACCUCACGGGCCCCCCCACCAACUCCUCGGGCCUGAGCUUCACCGCCUGCAUGUCGGACUUCUCCCUCUACGUCUUCCAUCCCUACGGUGCCGGGAAGCAGAAAUCAGCCGUCACAGGCCUGCCUCCGGGUCCAGGACCGUUAGAUGACGAGCCAUCUUCGGUUACCGGAAGGAAAGACUCACUGUGCAUCAACCUGGAGUUUGUGAAAGUCAGUUUGUCCAGGAUGAGGAGGACCGGAGCUCCAACCUUCAUCGAAAGCUUUGUUACUCCUAAAGGAGGCAAACUGGACACCACCCUCAUUAACAUCUCAGCGGUGUGUGACAUCGGGUCGGCUUCCUUCAAGUAUGACAUGAGGCGGCUGAGUGAGAUCCUGGCGUUCCCCAGAGCCUGGUACCGACGCAGCAUUGCCAGGCGCCUCUUCUUGGGAGACCAGACCAUCAAUCUGCCCCCUUCUGGUCCCGCCACCCCAGACUCUGCUGAAAGCAUAGCCCAGCACCUCUCCCCCGAGUCCAGCCGGAAAGCCUACUGGAGGACAUGGGACGGCAGCAUGGGGACGCAUGUCCCCCACUCCCCCAACGUCUUCACAGAGCACUCCGCCGGGAGCAGCAUGUCCCCUGGCGGCCUGGGCCACCUGAGGUCCCCCGUGCCGGGGCGCACUCGGAGCGUGUCCGAUUCCUCCGCUCCCAGGAGGGAUUCUGUGACCAAAACCUCAACGCCGUCGUUUGGUAAGAACGGGAAGUCGUCUGGUCCACAGGGGUCGCCGUGGGAGACGCUGGUGGUGUUCGCCAUCAACCUGAAGCAGCUUACCGUGCAGAUGAACAUGAGCAACGUGAUGGGGAACAACACCUGGACCACCAGUGGCCUGAAAAGUCAGGGCCGCCUGUCUGUCGGCAGCAACCGGGACCGAGAGAUCAGCAUGUCUGUGGGCCUCGGCCGCUCCAAACUGGACUCAAAGGGAGGAGUGGUGGGCGGCAACAUCGACGUGAACACCCUGGAGAUGGUCUCUCAUAUCUCUGAGCAUCCCAACCAGCAGCCCAGCCACAAGAUCCAGAUCACCAUGGGCUCUACGGAGGCCCGGGUGGACUACAUGGGCUCCAGCAUCCUGAUGGGCGUCUUCAGCAACGCCGACCUGCAGCUCCAGGACGAAUGGAAGGUCAACCUGUGUUCGGUGGACACCAGCCUCUCAGAGAAGAGCGUGGUCUUUGUCCACGGCGACCUGCAGUGGGACAUCUUCCAGGUGAUCAUCUCCCGCUCCACCACGCCAGACCUCAUCAAGAUCGGCAUGAAGCUGCAGGAGUUUUUCACCCAGCAGUUCGACACCAGCAAGCGGGCCCUCUCCACGUGGGGCCCGGGCCCCUACCUGCCCCCCAAAACCCCUGUCAUCAACGCGGAGAAAGGCUCCGCAGAGCUGUACGUGGACGCCGCCCACCACCGCCACUGGCCCGGCGUGCUGAAGGUCAUCGCCGGCUGCCACAUCUCCCUGUUCCAGAUGCCUCUCCCCGAGGACGCCGUGCAGCUGGGCGGCUCCAUGAGCCUCCACGGCAACCACAUGACGCUGGCCUGCUUCCACGGGCCCAACUUCCGCUCCAAGCUGUGGGCGCUGUUCCACUUGGAGGAGCCCAACAUCGCCUUCUGGACGGAGGCGCAGAAGAUCUGGGAGGACGGAUCUAAAGACGACUCCACCUACAUCGUGCAGACGCUAGACUUCCACCUUGGUCACAACACCAUGGUAACCAAGCCCUGUGGCGCCCUGGAGAGUCCAAUGGCCACCAUAACCAAAAUCACCCGCGGGCGACACGAGAACCCCCCGCAUGGAGUCGCCACGGUGAAGGAAUGGUUCAACUACGUCACGGCCAUGAGAAACAAAGAGCUCAACCUGCUGAGGAACGUCGACGCCAACACCGAGGAGAGCGGCGCCGCUGCCAAGAGCUCUAGCCUGCUGAGCAACUUCCGGGGCUCCCACACCUACGACCACGAAACCGAGACCAUCUUCGCCCUUCCCAGAAUGCAACUGGACUUCAAGUCCAUUCACGUGCAGGAUUCAGACGAGCCGUCUCUGACGGACUCCAGCAGCAAACCCAAAGUGGAGUGCAGCAUGGUGACGGAGUUCACAGACCACAUCUGCGUCACCAUGGACGCCGAGCUCAUCAUGUUCCUCCAUGACCUGGUGUCUGCCUACCUGAAGGAGAAGGAGAAAGCCCUCUUCGCUCCGCGGAUGUUCGCAGCCCGGCAAGGCCAGAAGAGCCCAACGGCUCCGCAUGACGACAGCGCGGCCUCCGCAGACAAGGACCGAGACGAAGCCAUCAACUACACCACUGUGGACUGGAGGGAGUUCAUGUGCAACACCUGGCACCUGGAGCCCACCCUCAGGCUGAUUUCCUGGACCGGGAGGAAGAUUGACCCGGUUGGUGUGGACUACAUCCUGCAGAAACUGGGCUUCCACCACGCCAGGACUACAAUUCCCAAGUGGCUGCAGCGGGGCGUGAUGGACCCCCUGGACAAAGUGCUGUCGGUGCUGAUCAAGAAGCUGGGCACCGCCCUUCAGGACGAGAAGGAGAAGAAAGGCCGGGACAAGGAGGAACACUGAGGAAACCGGACUGAACCGGAUCUGGUUAACACUAACUGUGCUCAUGUUUUUUUUUACUCUCUGGACUUAAACUGGGAACCACUUUUAGUUGUUGUUCUGAACAAAAUCGCUGCCGUUAGUAUUACUGAACAGUUUGGAAGCGGACGGUCCUACUGGAUCCGACUGAACCGUUUCCCGUACGGAUCAGCGAGCUUCAGCAGCUGCUCCUCGGUUCUUCUGCGAUGAUUGUAAUAAACUGGGAUCAAUAUUUAUGGGUACGUGACGGUGAAGCUCUGCUCGCUCCAUUGUUUUUAAUCUGUGCAGUAGAACUAGUGUAAAUAGAUUUAUUUCUUAAAUGUGUCGAUUUCUUAAUUUAAUAAAACUGCUGCCAUUCAGU
Molecule: messenger RNA, 15186 nt
Organism: Cyprinodon variegatus (sheepshead minnow)
Lineage: Eukaryota; Metazoa; Chordata; Actinopteri; Cyprinodontiformes; Cyprinodontidae
Product: KIAA1109 ortholog
Exons: 86
Coding region: 162-14810 (4882 amino acids)
Biological process (GO): synaptic vesicle endocytosis
Source: RefSeq, a predicted model, not a curated record